GUUCAGCUGUAACUCUUCCGUUAUCUUACUCUCUUAAAACUACAUCUCCCAGCAUGCUCUGAAGCUAAUCUGACCUCAUUUCAAAUGGCCCCGUAGGGCAACAAGGCUGGUUAGUUUUGACCCUGCUGCUUGUGCCUUGAAAAAAAAUCGAUGCCAAUUGGCAGCCAUUUGGGCUUUUAUAUCUGUUAAGCUCUUUUUUUGAACUGUAGUCAUUAAAUGAAGGGAUUUGGUAUGGGAGGGCCCAUUCAUUCCCUCAGCUGGGCGAGGGACCAGGCAAACUGUCUCCGGCAAUCUAAAUAAGAGGGAAUGUUGAACAGGGAACACCGCUGGGGCCGAACAGAGGCGCAGGAACCGGAGCCCAGGCUGUGUCCGCAAACUGUCGGGUCCGGACUUUGGCUCAGGGACGGUCGGAAGUGGGAGAUGGAGAUGCCAGAGGAACCGGCCGAUAGUGGGCAUUCGCUGCCCCCGGUUUAUAUUUAUAGUCCCGAGUAUGUCAGCAUUUGCGACUCUCUCGUCAAGAUCCCCAAACGGGCCAGUAUGGUCCACUCUCUGAUCGAAGCAUAUGCCCUGCACAAACAAAUAAGGAUAGUGAAGCCCAAAGUGGCCUCCAUGGAGGAUAUGGCCACCUUCCACACUGAUGCCUAUCUGCAACAUCUCCAAAAGGUCAGCCAAGAAGGUGAUGAGGACCAUCCGGACUCUAUAGAAUACGGACUAGGUUAUGACUGCCCAGCCACAGAAGGAAUAUUUGACUAUGCGGCUGCUGUGGGAGGAGCUACAAUCACUGCUGCCCAGUGCCUGAUUGACGGGAAGUGUAAAAUAGCGAUUAACUGGUCUGGAGGGUGGCAUCACGCAAAGAAUAGCUUGGACUGUUAAGUCUCCUGCCAGAGCCAGAACUUCUGGUUUCUUAUCUCCACCAGAUAUCCCAACAGUCUCUGCUCUGAAGAUGAAACCCUGACGUCAUUUAGGAGAUAGGCUGAAAUUAAGGACUGGGUAGAUCCAAUAUUUCCAUCCUGAAAAUCCAGAGCUCCAGUUCCAGAGCUGUCUGCCAGAAGCCCUUUAGAGUUGCGGAGUUCUGCUCACACCCACAGGGAAGCAAGGACACUCACUAAGAGGAGAUAAGAAAGCAGAGCUCCCUGCCAGCAUCUGGGCAUUCCUGGAACUGCUGCUCGAGGGUCCCUGCCCUAAGCUGCCCGUCAGGUUUCCACGUGCUCUUCUCUCCAUUGCAGUCACAUUGUUUAAACGUCCCAGGUACACGCAGCACAGAUUCCUAGAUCCCAUUCCUUAAACCAGCAUUGACUAAACUGUAUGUGGCAAGCACAUGGUUUUUCUCUUUAGUAAUGGGAGGUAGGGAAAUUGAAGCAAAGUCUACGCCCCCCCCCCCCCCCCGCACCCAACUGAAAAAACAAUCUUUGAUUUGAAACUGUUCAGGUGCUGACAGGGUUCUUUUGUAACUGGCUUCGUGAAAACUUUACUAGUGUUGAGAGUGGGAAAUAUGUUCAUACAAAAUUCUUAGAAGUCUAUUCUAAGGAAAUAACCCAAUCCUGCCAUCAAAAAAUUGAUAUCUUGGGGAUGAUAUAAGAAAUCACUGCAUUUGAAAUUUAUAUAAGGGUUCUUUUAGAAAAUCCUGCAAAAAGACUAGUGCUACCGAAUAUUCAGUGUACAAAGCCAGAAUAAUGGAAACACUGGCAUAAGAUAGUGUGCUCCUCGGAGAGACCAAGUCUGACUAAGUUUAAUGGGUCGUAAGAGAUGCCUUGGGAAAGUCCAGGUUAGCUGCCUGGUUAGGCUGAGCUGCUGCUAAACUCCUCUUUCCUGUUUCUCAUUUUCUCUCAUUGUCGACCUAGGGCAGCUGACCAAGUCCAGUGAGUCAGUUGGUACACAAAUCCAGGCCCUUCGGCCACAGGGUAGAGCACACAGCAACAGUAUCUAGGAGGAAGAGAGGGGUUCGAGGCAUUUUCGCUAUUUGCCAUGUGUUUUCUCCCCUCAGUCCCCGUCACAUGUCUCCGCCAUUUCCCCAGAAACUCCUUAUUCAGUAGCUCUGGAUGCUAUGUCAUCGUCCGUCAUCUGGGCUUCUCAGUCUCGUUAAUAAUAAGGCUCCAAUGUAUAUAUGAAAAUGAAUAAAAUGAUUUUUCUCUGGUUAAUUAAUUAUUAUGCUAACUCGUAGCCCGACCACAACACUAGAAGGGAUGGGAGAAGGGGCCUUAUUCCUUGCCCAACACAGACAGCUGAACAGACUGUCGCUGUUACAGACUACUGCCCUCUUCCUUAAAUAUCUGCAGUCCCAGCUUUCUGUGUGAAAGACUCAUCUACCGACGGUGUCCUGGGAACUUGGUAGCAUUCUUUGAUUUCAGAAUUUGUUUUUCCUCCAUACUUUGCUGUGGGUCAAGUGCCACCUGCUGGCAGUCAACUGUUAUG
Molecule: messenger RNA, 2412 nt
Organism: Microtus oregoni (creeping vole)
Lineage: Eukaryota; Metazoa; Chordata; Mammalia; Rodentia; Cricetidae
Product: histone deacetylase 8-like
Exons: 5
Coding region: 307-873 (188 amino acids)
Molecular function (GO): histone deacetylase activity
Source: RefSeq, a predicted model, not a curated record